ACCGUUUCUCCGUCGAAGGGAGAUCGUUGUCUCGGUCCAUCUGCUCUCUCUAAUGCAGAACGUCUUCUCUACAUACCACGAGCGUGUUUCUAUCUGCGCGACCUGCAAUCACCAUUUCACCUUCCAAAUCAACGCCCCCCUCGAUGCAUCUGGGUAUGACCUCCACCCGAUCGCAGUACGUGCUGUCGAGGCGUCCAUAGCGGAUACGCAAGAAUCUAUCGCGAAGGCUCGCUUUGAGAUACGAGCUGUUGAGCAAACACUGGACUCCCUCCGCGCGGCAGAGGCCAAGCUGCAACACGCCCUCGCCGUGCAGCGCGCUCACCUCGCGCCCAUCCGCCGAUUACCCUUCGAACUUCUGGAGAACAUCCUUGAGUGGAGCUGUACGGACGCGAUACUCGGUCCUUCCGGGUGCACCCCUCUGGAACUUAACGCAGUGUGCAAGCAAUGGCGUGAGAUCAUGCUCCAGACCCCGCGCAUAUGGGCGAACCUGCAGCUCACGAAUCUGCGCUUCAGGUCCUGGUCCCAGCGCCAAGCGGCUCUCAAGCGCCUCAAGUAUUGCCUCGGCAUGACGCGGGGCCUUCCGCUCUCGCAGCCCAUACACGUCAACCUGGACACCAGCAGUGCCGGCCUGAAUCUGGCCAAGAUCUUGCUAAGGCAUGCGGCUCAGUGGCAGCAUCUCGAAGCCGAAUACCUUCCAGACGAUCUCUGCCGCUUGUUCAAUGGACAGUUGUACCCCCAUCUGCACACCCUGGACAUCAGCCUGCUUGCCUUCGAAGACCCACUAGCGUCGGGCGUCUUCUUCAACGCGCCAGCUCUGCGCAGCGUCACGCUGAGGAAUCCGCUACAUCAGCUCGACCUGUCCGUUCCCGAUCUCCCCUGGACCCAACUGCACGAGCUGCACACGGCGUCCACCUUCCUUUUUGCCAUCGACCUACUGGCCCGGUGUUCGAACCUGACUUCCUGGACGCACGAGAACAUCUCCCUAAUCCCGCCGGAGCAUCCCACCGCGACCGUGACACUCGAACACCUGCACACGCUCGACAUCCACUACGACAUGGUCGGCAGGUCCUCGGACUUGGAUUUCGUCUUUGCGCCCAGAUUGAGAACUUUACGUAUGUCGUACAAGGAGGAACACAAGUUCUUGCAACCCUCGUCGACCUACGCGGAGAACUUCUUCGACAUCUCGGGAGGGAACGUUGAAGACAUUACGCUGCAUCAUCCGUCCAUGGCGCUCCUCGACCGCGUCAUGGCCUUGCCCAACGUCCGCUCUCUGUCCAUUCACGCAUCAAAGGUCACUCCAAUACUUGACAUUACUUUCGAAAGGUUGUCCCUUAGGGCCCCAGGCGUAGAGCACCUACCACUGCCGAAGCUGGAAGAGCUAUCCCUUGGAGGGUUUGGUGACUACUAUUGGGAUUCGGCCGUCGCCAUGGCGCAAGCGCGUCGAGAGUGCGGGUGCCCUCUGCGAGCGUUGGACUUGGAUCUCUUCAGCGUCGACCUGAGGUUCCUCCCUCAAGAGCCUGGUUCUCUUAAACGGCUUCGCGAGUUGGUCCCCGAAUUUGUCGCCUCGGGUUAGAUGGCUGCGUCGCCGUUCCGCGUUUGAAAGCCCGACCUGCCAUGGUAUGGGAAGUUGUCCCUUCAGCAUCGCCGUGACGCCCUCAAUCUCUGACCGCGCGCCCCAAUGUGUACAUACUAUUACAUCGACUGAAAUUAUACCCAUGCAUCAUGUACUGCUAUCCGACUUGGGGAUGUGCAGAAAUCCUGACUGCGAAUUCAUCAACGCGUG
Messenger RNA from Schizophyllum commune H4-8, 1783 nucleotides. RefSeq lists its product as uncharacterized. Gene Ontology annotation, molecular function: protein binding. Bases 53 to 1573 code for a protein of 506 amino acids. The transcript has 3 exons. NCBI's taxonomy places the organism in Eukaryota, Fungi, Basidiomycota, Agaricomycetes, Agaricales, Schizophyllaceae. The record is from RefSeq and is a predicted model, not a curated record.